AUGAAUGACAAUAGGGAUGACUCGGAUGACGAUUAUGAGGGUGAUGAUAUUGAUGAUUUGGAAGACGAUAUAUAUGCAAUGCCCGAUGAACAGCCAUGUGAACAACCAGGUGAACAGCCAUGUGAACAACCAGGUGAACAGCAAGAUGGACAGUCAGGAGACAGAACUAUUUUAGAACAGUCUCAUAACACCCAGACGUGUUUUGGACCACACCAGAAACUCAGCAGGGGGGAUGCGAUAUACGAAAUGAAAGAAGAGGUUUCUAUGGUGCAAGAACCAAAAUUUGUCUGCUCUGCUGAUAUGUUUCUUGCAGUUCUUCGAGCUAGAUGCCAGACACCUGGGUGCACUGACUUACCAGAUAUUAAGCAUCACUUUGUUGGACUUACCCUUGUUGUGAACUACUUGUGCUCAUCAGGGCAUAAGUUUAAAUUUUCAUCAUCUCGCCGGGUCAAUGAUAUUUAUGCCAACAAUCUACAGGCAGCUGUCUCCAUCAUCCUAUCUGGAAGCAACUAUGCAAAAGUUGAACGCAUGGCAAAAUUUUUUAAACUUGAAUUUCUGUCCAAGUCAACCUAUUACAGAUUCCAAAGGUUGUAUCUGAUUCCAGAAAUCAAUGAUUGGUGGUCUUGGAUGAGGGGUGAAAUCAUGAAGGAAUUUUAUGGUAAAGAUGUUGUUGUACCAGGUGAUGGUCAGUGUGACUCCCCAGGCUUCAAUGCCAAGAAUCUUUGCUAUUUCAUGAUGGAGGUAAAUUCAAACUAUAUUCUUGACAUUGAAGUCUUGGACAAGAGACAUGUCGGCCUGGUCUCCCCAAACAUGGAAAAAGAGGCAGUUAAGCGAAGUCUAGAGAGGCUUACUGAAGAGAUAAAGGUGGUUGAGCUUGUGUCCGAUGCAUCAACAUCAGUGAAAGCAUUAGUUGGUAAGUUAUAAAAUAGAACAAUAGCUGCUUUUGUCCAAUUCCAUCUUCAAUCCUGUGUUUGAAGAAAAAAUAUCAAAUGCAAGAAAUGUAUCAGAUUAUAAAUUUGAUUUGAAACACCAAACAGCUAGUGAAUUUUAAGAAACCAGGUACUAUUUAACCCUUUAAGUGGGAAUGCACCCUAAUGUGCCCUACUUUAUUAUUUUACUCUGUCUAAUGUUAGAUGAAUAAUGGUUAUUUUCUAUUUCAGAAUCCCAAUACAAAGAUAUUGUGUACAGUCUUGAUGUUUGGGACAAGUCUAAAAGCAUUAAGAAAUGUCUGGCUAAGGUUUGUCUGGACCAUUGA
Molecule: messenger RNA, 1255 nt
Organism: Paramuricea clavata
Lineage: Eukaryota; Metazoa; Cnidaria; Anthozoa; Malacalcyonacea; Plexauridae
Source: the annotation of a GenBank genome assembly